AUGGGGGAUUCCGAAGUCAAGGUUCCAAUGACAUUCGGAACGAAACUCGUUCCUUCACUUGAUAAACCAGCAACAGAUAUUACCUUGUUUCGACAGAUGAUCGGAUCUUUAUUGUUUCAAGCGGAUCCUCGAGAACCUCACAUGAUGGCAGUUAAGAAAAUAUUAUCAUAUUUGAAACGAACUACUUCACUCAGUUUAUGGUAUCCAUCCAAUUCAGGAUUCUUUGUGCAAGCGUACUCGGAUGCUGACUUAGGGGGAUGUGAGCUUGAUCGAAAAAACACAUCUAAAGCAAAAUACAUUGCAACAUGUGUAUCCUUAUCCACAGCUAAAGCAAAAUACAUUGCAACAACAUCAUGUACAUCACAAGUGGUAUGGAUUCAGAAUCAACUCCAUCAACUCGAUAAUCCUCUCCUUGAUUGA
This is a messenger RNA of Lactuca sativa (garden lettuce), 420 nucleotides long. RefSeq lists its product as uncharacterized. The record is from RefSeq and is a predicted model, not a curated record. Lineage: Eukaryota; Viridiplantae; Streptophyta; Magnoliopsida; Asterales; Asteraceae.